This is a messenger RNA of Helobdella robusta, 1440 nucleotides long. RefSeq lists its product as hypothetical. The transcript has 10 exons. Gene Ontology annotation, molecular function: nuclear receptor activity; RNA polymerase II cis-regulatory region sequence-specific DNA binding; zinc ion binding. NCBI's taxonomy places the organism in Eukaryota, Metazoa, Annelida, Clitellata, Rhynchobdellida, Glossiphoniidae. Gene Ontology annotation, biological process: anatomical structure development; cell differentiation; regulation of transcription by RNA polymerase II. The annotation marks the transcript as partial. The record is from RefSeq and is a predicted model, not a curated record.
AUGCUUUUGUCGUCGUCGCAGGAACUGCAGCAGCAAGCGCCACUGAGACCACUGGCUACCGACAAACAUGAACAAUGUGUUGUCUGUGACGAUAAGGCAUCAGGUAGUCGACAUUACGGGGUGUUGAGUUGUGAAGGUUGCAAGGGCUUCUUCAAGAGGAGCAUCAGACGACAGCUGGCCUAUGCAUGCAGGGGCACGAAGAACUGCCCCAUCAACAAACAUUACAGGAACAGGUGCCAGUACUGCCGACUACAGAAGUGUCUUGAACGAGGCAUGAGGACUGAAUCUGUACAGCAAGAGCGCAAACCGUACGAUGGCAGAGGUCCAAUGACCCCUGGACACAACAACUUCAACAGCAGCAGCAGCCAAAGAUCGGGCUUCACACCAAAAGAUGGCGACGAUCUAUCAGAGAACGACAUGAGUUCUUUCAUGAUGUGUUCAAACAAUUCCAGUCCGUCACAAAACAAUGCUGAUCUCAGUACAUUAGCGAAUGUUGUCACAACAUUAGCUGCAAUGGGCCACAACAACAGCAACAACAACAACAAUGGCGCCAACAACAGCAGCAGCAACAACAACAACAAUGUUGAUAGUGAAUUGGAAGCCAGUCUCCAAUUGAAGAAGGAGGAAACCAUAACGAAGGCAUUUGAUGUCCUGUCGAGGGCACUUCAUUUGAAAUCAGAUGUUGGUGCUUUCGCUGUGUGGUUGUGGGGAGAAAUUUUACAAAACAAUUUGAUCGAGAACUUGUUUGUUUUAAUUGAUGAGGUGAAUUACUACUUCAACUUGAGCAUUCCCUCCCCACAGCCUCCUCACCUCACCCUCCACUACAUCUGUGAGACUGCAUCCAGGCUCCUCUUUCUCUCCAUCCACUGGGCCAGGAGUAUAUCCGCCUUCCAGACCAUGAAUGUUGAUCUGCAAGUGAAGUUGGUGCAGUCGUGCUGGAGUAAGCUGUUUGUGCUGGGACUCUGCCAGUGCUACGAUACCAUCAGCCUGCCAUCCAUACUCAACUCUGUCCUCAUCCAUCUACAAACCCGACUCAUCAACAAUGAAAAACUAGCGAGUGAGAAGGUGAGAGAGAUAUUGAACACGGUAGUGUUGCUGCAAGAUUACAUCGGUCACAUCAAGAGACUCAAACUGUCUGAUGCUGAGUUGGCCUACAUGAAGGCGUUUGUACUUUUCUGUCCAGCUCAGUCUGGUCACAGAAACCACCUGGAGGCCAUGCAGUUGAAGGUGAAGCAGGAGUUGGACAGCCACAUAUCUGCCACUCGCAACUCAUCAGAACAGCACCAACUGUCAGAUCGCAUCUUGUUACGUCUGCCCGGGCUCGCCAACUUCAAGCCAGCCAACAUGGAGCAGAUAUUUUUCUCCGGACUGAUUGGCAACGUCGAAAUCAGCAGCAUCGUGCCCUAUAUUUUAAGAUUGGAUUCCGAAGACUGUUCGAGC